ACCUUUUGAGGAUUUAAAUGAAAAUGCUGGUCAUGUUUUAUUUACUCCUGUUGCUCAGAGGCAGCUAUCUAACCAGUGGGUACAGUUUUGUGGUAAAAACUGCUAAUGCUAGGGAAAAUGUAACAAUGAAAUGUCCUCGCUCACCAUCCACUCAAUCCAAAAGUUUGUUUUGGGUAAAAUUUUCUUCCGUGAAGUGGCCUGAAUUUCUUGGACAAACAAUAACCUUGGAUUAUGACAAGGUCACCAAAACGCGACACCUAACAUCAAAACAAGAGGAAGGAACAUUUAUUCUGCAUAUUAAAGAAACUCAGCAGAACGACACUGGACUUUACUACUGUAUUAAAGUUGAAGCUGAUCUAAAGCUGAUAUUCGUGAAUGGAAUUUUUCUCAAGAUCAAUGGACCAGAACCAGAGGUCUCUACUGUAACUCAAGAGCAGCUACCUGAUUCACUCCGUCCAGGAGAGUCAGUAACAUUACAGUGUUCAGUUUUCUUUCACUGUAAGAGGAAAAACUGUCCAACUUAUCACAGAGUGCAUUGGUUCAAAGCUGGCUCAGAUGAGUCUCAUCCCAGUCUUAUCUAUGUUGAUGGGAAAAGUGGAAAAGAUUGUGAUGGGAGUCCUGAGGCACACACAUGUGUGUAUAGGUUCUCCAAAAUGGUCAGCCACUCUGAUGCUGGAACAUAUUACUGCGCUGUGGCCACAUAUGAAGAAAUUGUUUUUGGAAAUGGAACUAAACUGAAAAUUCAAGAACUAAGGGAUUUUUGGCGGUCCAAAAAUACUCUGUCGUUAUGCGUCGCCGUGGCUUCAUGUCUGGUUGUCAUUUUGUGCCUGGUUUACAUCAUGAAGAAGAAAACUUGUUUUUCCUGCAAUGAUGCCAUCAGAGGACAUGGAGCUCAGCAUAAUGAAGGGAAAAGUGAACAGUCUUUGGUCUAUUCUGCGCCAAACUUCACCAGGGGCAAAGGUGGAAAAGCAGAAAGAAGAAAAGUAAAUGCAACUCAUGACGAGACGGUCUACACAAGCGUCAUUAAAUAAGUCAGAAGGUCGUCGUUGUUUUGUCUGGAAAACGUUUACUGUGAUCGGUUUAGAGCCUCAUUGUACACCAUUUGAAUCAGCUAUUCUAUUAUUAAAAUCACAUGUACACCCGCAGUUUCUAAUUCUGAUUCUGUAACUGCAUUUUUUCCCAGGUUUUAUGCAAUUUUGAUUCUUCCUGUGGCUUUUAAAGUAAAACUUCUGUCAUAACGCUGUUUUGCAUACCCUAAACAUUUGUAUUUAAAUGGAUGUUUUCUAGUCAGAUAUUUUUCUUAAUAUACCUUCCUGAUGUAUUGCUUUGCUGUGGACCGACAACCUGUCCAGGGUGUACACUGCCUUUCACCCUAAACUAAUGGAGAGAAGCACCAAACCCCAUGGACCCUGAUGGAUGAGCUGCCAAAAAUGGAUGGAUGUCUUUGGCACAGAUUUUGUUCCUGUAGAUCAUAAGAACUUGCUUGAUAAUUGUCAAGACUUUCAAGUAUUUUGUUUUCAAAUGCUUUUUUAACUUGAAAUGGAAAUUAAAUAUCUCUGCAGCUGAAUGAAGAAUCUUUUAUAGGGCAUUCCAGGUUUUUUAGAGGGUAGAUAUAUAUAUUGAAAUGUACAUUUUUUUUUCCCUUUUUUAAGUAGUUUCAAGUUAUGCCUGAUAUAUUAGAGAUGCCUGCUAUUGUUUGCUGUAUAACACAAUAUAGUUGCAUUUGACGUUUGUCAGAUUGUCAAAUUGAGAAAGACCAAAGUUUUUGUUUUAUUUGUGAAAAAACUCAA
Cyprinodon tularosa is the source of this 1790-nucleotide messenger RNA. RefSeq lists its product as uncharacterized. Bases 18 to 1031 code for a protein of 337 amino acids. The record is from RefSeq and is a predicted model, not a curated record. NCBI's taxonomy places the organism in Eukaryota, Metazoa, Chordata, Actinopteri, Cyprinodontiformes, Cyprinodontidae. The transcript is spliced from 6 exons. Gene Ontology annotation, biological process: response to bacterium.